Molecule: messenger RNA, 3890 nt
Organism: Oryzias latipes (Japanese medaka)
Lineage: Eukaryota; Metazoa; Chordata; Actinopteri; Beloniformes; Adrianichthyidae
Product: gap junction delta-2 protein
Biological process (GO): cell-cell signaling
Cellular component (GO): connexin complex
Molecular function (GO): gap junction channel activity
Source: RefSeq, a predicted model, not a curated record
GAAGGCAGGGCAGAGGGAACAGUAUGAUCUGCAACCUGUAUAUUCUGAGCAGCAUCAGAGACAUGCACAGCAGUGGGAGGCAUUCUUGCAAGCAUAAGUGAACCACCAACCCGGAUAGCAAUCCAAGCAAAUUUACCAGAGGAGGCGGGGAAGCAUGGAGGGAACGGGAGGUAUGAGAGGGAGCAGAUCUAUGAAAAGAAGAGGAGGAGAGGGGGGGUGUUGCAUGCUCACGGAGAGUGACAGAGACAGAGCAACGAACAAGAAAGAAGCUCAGAGAUAGAGAGGAGAGCACUGAGCAGAGAUGGGGACCGAUCACUGACACAGAGCUAGUUGGAAGGACUGAGAUCAACACAGAACAAAAGAAGAGAAAGAGGAAGUGAGUGAAGGUGGAUAGAGAGCAAGGGGGAAGGGGGCAAGGAGACACAAAAUGAUGGAGACCAGAAACAUUUUUUACAGGACGCCUUUUCUUCCCUGUUGCCUGCAGCAGACAUGACUCUGGGCACUGGACUGUGCUGAAAUUAGCCAGGGGGACAACAAGGGACAACGGGUCUGCAGCUAGCUGCUGCGGUUCAGCUUGACUGGAUGCAGCAAGGCAGCUGAUUUAUCACUGAUGGUCUGUGUGGCAGUGUGUGUGUGACUCUGUGUGUGUGCGCGGGUUUUUAUGGGUCUGUGUAGAGCUCAGAGCUAUGGGAGCGACCAUUCCUCCAGUCAUGAAAUGACAUUUAGCAGGCAGGAGCUUUGUGUGCUGGUGUGGAUCUGCUGUCCUCGGCUGGAAGAGUGAGAGUGGGAUUCAGAGCUGUCUUUGAGGGAAGGAGUGAGUGUGUGUGUGUGAGUGUGUGUUUACAGUGCCGAUUGCCAAGAUGAGCCAAGGAGAAUCAGCUGCAUGUGAUGUGUGUUUAUGUUAAGGAGGCAAGGUUGCAGGAAAGGCAAAUGCAUACAAUGCAAGGACAGGUGGAGAAGAGCCUCGAUGGCACAGAGCGCAGCUGAAGUGAUUGGGGGGUAAGGAGGAGGACGAGAAAGGAGUGAAGAAGUAGGGGACAGAAAGAGGCAAGUGGAAAAGAGAGGGCAAUCAUGGCUGUCAUACAGUGAGCUAUAGCAUAUGCUGUAGUGCAGAACAGAGUGGUGCUGCAGGGGGAGGACAAGCAUCACUGCGCUGGGGAGGGGGAAUAGAUCGAGGGAGAAAGAGGAGGGGGGAGGCAUUCAGCUUACCACCUCUUCAACACCAAGUGGGGGGGGGGGGAGCACAGCAGGACGGGCCCAGCAGAAGACAAUCACGCUCACGGGGGACACUCCCGGCCAGGUCGACGUGUAGAGGUCAGGGGGGGGAGCUGAUGAGGUACAGGGGUUUAGUGUAACCCCUGCUGGUGCAAGCAAGCACAGGCUGGUCCUGUGAGGCAGAGGAAGGAGUCGGUUGAGGGAAGAAGGGGUCGCUCCCCAAGCCCCAUUUCUGCCAUCGUUCCAUCACCAUGGGAGAAUGGACCAUUUUGGAGAGGCUGCUGGAGGCAGCUGUCCAGCAGCACUCCACCAUGAUUGGAAGGUGGCCAGAAAAAGGAGACCAAAGGGAUGUCCGUGUUGCUCUGUUUCUGCUGGAUAUGAUCCUGCUGACAGUGGUGGUGAUUUUCCGAAUUCUAAUAGUUGGAAUAGUGGGUGAGAAGGUGUACGAAGAUGAGCAGAUCAUGUUCAUCUGCAACACCAUGCAGCCCGGCUGCAACCAGGCUUGCUACGACAAGGCGUUUCCAAUUUCGCACAUCCGCUACUGGGUCUUUCAGAUCAUCCUGGUGUGCACGCCGAGCCUGUGUUUCAUCACAUAUUCAGUUCACCAGUCUGCAAAAGCACGCGACCGAAGCUAUUCCCUCCUGCAUCAUUACGUGGAUCACCACGGUCACGGUCACCAUGGUCGGCACGGUCAUGACCAUCAUGGUCGCAAGCUUCACGCGCGCAACAUCAACGGCAUCCUGGUGCAUCCCGAAAGCAGCAAAGACGAUCACGACAUGGACGUCAAAGAAAUCCCCAACGGGCCCCGAGGGCUUCCUGGAACACACAAAAAUGCAAAAGUGCGACGCCAAGAAGGCCUCUCUCGCUUCUACGUCAUCCAGGUCGUGUUCCGCAAUGCUCUGGAAAUCGGUUUCCUGGCUGGCCAAUACUUCCUGUAUGGCUUUAACGUGCCAGGAAUGUUUGAGUGUGACCGCUACCCCUGUGUGAAAGAGGUGGAGUGUUAUGUGUCCCGCCCAACAGAAAAAACUGUCUUCCUCGUCUUCAUGUUUGCCGUGAGCGGCAUAUGCGUGCUCCUUAACCUGGCUGAGCUCAACCACAUUGGGUGGAGGAAGAUAAAGACGGCCAUGCGAGGUGUGCAGGCCCGGAGGAAGUCCAUCUGUGAGGUGCGCAAGAAGGAUGUUUCACACCUGUCCCAGGCCCCAAACCUGGGCAGGACCCAGUCUAGCGAGUCGGCCUAUGUCUGACAGAGGCUUCUCCGCCUGGGAGCUCGGGGACCUUUGAAGUUAUGGAGAAGAGCUUUUCCUGGGCCUGCUCAGUAGAGAGCAAAACUGACAACUCUAUUAUUACUAUUCAGGAGCACAGAUUCUGAGUUACAACGGAACAAUGGUUCACCAAGUAGAGUUUUUUGACACUUGAAGAAAGAAGAAUCAUCUUCCUAACAAACUGAUAAAAACCUCUGCUCUGCCUAGGUGCCACGAGGUGCCUUCGACAAACACAACAGCUAAAACUGAGCAAACACAAGAAAUGUUGUAAAACUGUAAAGAUAGUCGGAGUUUAAAUGAUAAAAAGCUUUUGAUUAUUUGCCUUUAAGUCAGGAAACAGACCCCUUAACUUUUCAGUUAUGCAAGAGCUUUAGCGUGUGCAUGCAUACGCAUGUAUGUCCGGAGCCAGAAAACUGAAUGCUAAACCAAUUUAAGCAGCUGAAAGAAAGUUAAUAUUGUUUGUCAUUGUUCACAAUAUUCAAAAAGAGCACCCCGCCCCCAACAAAAGGUAUCAGCACUGAUACCAUCAACUGGAACACAGUAUCUGCUGGAGGUGUUGCAGCCUUUUCCUUUAAAAAAUGAAGUCACCAUUUUUCACCUGCUAUGUAACACUAGGUGCUAAUCAGAUGGCAGAGUCAUGUGGGAGCUUGGGAGCACACAGAGUACAUUAUCAAUGGUUUUAAUUAGAUUUCCAACAUUGUGUUCAUUUUGUGCUUCGCUCCCAGUGCCUGCAAGGCUUGGUGUUUACUCUCAGAUCCCACAGAAAACUGUGUCUCUACUUUAGCUUGUAAAAUGUGCUUGCUGUGGUGAGCUUCUGAAUGGAUUUUACACGUAAACCUUUUUUCUGAUGAACACAAAAGGUGAUGUAGCCACAAAUACGUUUAACUUAUAACCUCAGACUUUUCUCUCACAAGCAGAUUUGGUGCCAUACUUCAAAGUAAGUGUACAUAGAUAAAAUAAUUACACUUAGCCUUUUCCCUAAGAAAGUUUGGAUGGGCUUUAUGUUGGCGGGGGAGAAGUGGAUUCAACCGAUAAAUCAUAUAAUGUCAGCUUAAAGAAUAUGUAUCAUUAAUGUGCUCUUUGUUAUGCCAUCACCUUCUUACCAAGAAGAGUUGCUCCUAAAGGUGUUUUUUUCACCCCAUAUUGGACUGAAAAAAGCAUGUUCCUGAAGCAUAAAUAGAAUGGAUAGAUAACGAGAUGUAACUUUUUAAAAGAGAUUGUUUUAUUUAUUUGCAUCCUGCACCUGUAAAAUGUUAUAUUCAGCAUGCAUGAAGAUGAAAACUAUAAAGAGAUAGAAACAAAGAAUAUCAUUAAGGGAAUACUGAUGGUGAAAACCAGAAAGGCGCCACAACUGCAGCAAUAAUAAUAUGUAAUAUGUGAAAAGAAAUAUGUGAAUAAAUGAUUAUGCAGUGA